AGGACUCAGAAUAACCUUUGUUAUUCGAAGCCAGGCCUUGCGAAGUUUCGACCCUCUCUUUCAGACUUUCAGUCGCCUCUCCGUCGCCCUCCUUCUGCGUAUCACCCCUAGGAUUUGUUCCGAUUCUCCGAAUCAAACCAGGAUUCAUCGACUGUAUUUUUUUGUAUAUCCUUCUCUUCCUCUACUGCUCUGUUCCCAGAUUUCCCGUCCCCCUCGCAUCACCUAUAUAAUGAUUAAAAUUUCUUCGCCCUGCGUGACCUCCAUCGUUGUCCUUCAGAAUCUUCGCGUAUUGGGUCCUGGUUUGAAUCCUAUCACACCUUACUGCAUCGCCAAUCAUUCCUUCCUCUCCGCCUCUCGCUAAGUCUGCUCUCCCCACCUACUUUUCUUGUUUUUGCAACUAAGUUUUCCCAAAAAGCGUAUGGAAUUUGCUGUCUUCUCGGUCUUGAGGAUAUUACCGAACUGAAAAUUGCAAAAAAUUGAUCUGGGAGUUUCUUGAUCGCGGGCCUUGUACUGUUUGAAAAUCUUACGAUUGUUCCCAUAUAUACGUACAUAUUGGCUUUGAGGAGAUUACUUUGGUGCUUUUUUCCUGGGAAGUAUGCCACAGGAGCAGGUGGGUUCUGCUCGUCGGAGCUUUUCGAGGAGGAGGUCGUUGAGAUCUGGUGUAAAUAGGGAUGAUAGAGGAUGGACUCUGCUCCAUAUUGGUGCUCGUAAAGGUGAUGUCAAGGAGGUGAAACGACUUCUUGAUGAAGGGAUGGAUGCGAAUUUGGCUGCCUGGGGCUCCAAAUCAAAAGGAGUGACCCCCCUCCACCUUGCUGCCGAGGGUGGUCACCUUGAGGUUAUGGAUGAAUUGCUAGAACGUGGUGCUAACAUUGAUGCUAGAACUUUGGGUGCUUGUGGUUGGACACCACUUCACAAUGCAGCUAAAGAAAGGAGGAAGGAAGCAGUGAAAUUCCUGAUAGAGAAUGGUGCAUUCUUGGCCGCUGACAUCAAUGACGGCAGAUUUAAUCCACCCCUCCAUUACUGCACUGGUCUUGAGUGGGCUUAUGAUGAGAUGGUGCGCUUUAGGCAAGAGAACUCAUCAGCUGGUGAGACUUCCUCCAGCUCAGAGAGCUGAAAAUGCCCUCAUUGCCAUGGCCUCGUACUGUUACUUUUGUUUUGACUUGGUGUUUAUCGCAUUUACUUGAAAUUCCUGCUUUGUGUUAGGUUUGCCCCUGGUGUUAACGUGCUUUAUUUGUUGGUUGCCAACUUUUGACGUUUGAAAUGUUAUGAUGCUCACUACACAGACUUCCUUGAAUGUAAAAUAAGUUGUAAUGUGUGAUUGGUUAUGUCACUUUUUUUUAACAUAAAAUAACUGCUUUGGAUAA
This is a messenger RNA of Carya illinoinensis, 1364 nucleotides long. Its product is annotated as phytochrome-interacting ankyrin-repeat protein 2-like. The transcript is spliced from 3 exons. Bases 596 to 1114 code for a protein of 172 amino acids. The record is from RefSeq and is a predicted model, not a curated record. NCBI's taxonomy places the organism in Eukaryota, Viridiplantae, Streptophyta, Magnoliopsida, Fagales, Juglandaceae. Gene Ontology annotation, molecular function: protein binding.